UUGUGGUGUGUUCUUCCAUGAGUCGGGGUUUAUGAUGGUAAAUGAGAAGCCAGUUCCGGCCAGCCCCUGUGGGCAAUACAUCAAAACCACCUUCGAGCUUGGCAAGGGCGCUCAACGAAUUGUCUUUCGAGGCAAUGACUUGCACAACGGACGCUGUGUGGCCUGGUGCGAGCCAAAGUUGAAGGGAGAGAAGGAAUGGGAGACCUUCACGAAAACUUCAUCUCUGUUGGAAAGUGUAAAACACAAAAACAUCGUAUCCUUCAUCGAGUUCUGGGAAGCAUCUCCGAACAGUAGCAGAACACCCGUACUGAUAACUGAACUCAUGGGAUGUACUCUCAAACAACAUCUCCAUACCUCGCCGCGAGGGUUUGUGGACUCAGCGAUAAAGUCCUGGGCUAGCCAGAUACUAGAGGCUAUAAUGUACCUUCAGACCUAUUCCAGCCACCAUGUUAUCGUUCACAGGACCCUCCGCUGCGACCAUGUUUGUAUCAACAUCAACACAGGGGAAGUUAAAGUCAGCUCAUUUGGCAGCGCCGUGCUGAAGGAGCGAGGAAAGUAUCUUGAUGACCCCGUAGGCCAGGUAGAGUUCAUGUCACCGGAAAUGGCAGUGGAGCACUACAACGAAUCUACCGACAUCUACUCGUACGGCAUCGUCCUUCUGGAAAUGCUCACCGGGGAAAACCCCUACGAGGAGUGUGACAAGUUGUCGCAAGCGAUAGAUUGUUUGAAGACGAAAAAGUACCCCAAGAUCCUGGAAACGAUCACGUGUCCAUACUCACGUGAUCUGGUGAGGUCGUGCAUCGAGCAUAAUGUAGAGAAACGGCUAAACCUCAACCAGAUCAUGAGUCAUCGCUAUUUUCAGACCCCUCUGCCAACGGGAUGGCCGAAGAUCUCGUUCAACUCGUUGGAUGGAGAUAACAUGAGGAUAUGUAUCUCUCAUCCUGACAACCCUGGAGAUGUCCAGUACUACUCCAUCAAUACCCAGACAGACCAGUCUCGCUAUGUCGCUGCUUCUCUGGUGAGAGGUGAUUACAUCAAGGAAGUACAUUUACAAGACGCCCAGAAUCAGAUUCAUAAACUCAUCGAAAAGGUUAAACGCCAGACGAGAGUCAAAAGCGAGUUGAUGGAUUUCUAUGGGCCAAUUCCGCAGCCUAUGCCCGUUCAGCCCAAGACCCCAAAGACGCCCAAGGUGGCUCUGCGGCUCUGCUCAUGGGAUUACGAAGACCAACACGUCGAACUGGAACUCAGUCAAACCCGCAUCGGGAAAAUUGUUAAAUUCCAGUUUGGUAUUUUGGAUAACGACCCUGAGGAAAUAGCCGAAAAAAUGGUGAAGGAGGGCCACUUAAUCGCUGAUAACAAAGCUGACUUCUUGGAAAGGCUAAAGACCAUCGUAGAAGAACAGCAGGACGAAGCCAGACGGCAGCAGAUGGAAGACGUCGAAGAAGACGUCAUCGAGCAAGAUUCUGCAGUGAAGGUUGAGGAACCUCCUCCAUCGGCUGAACCGGAAAAUGAGCAGUCGAAUUCUUCGUUGACGAUUGAAGUGCGACGGAAGCUGUCGCACGAUAAAGCCAAUCACCACGCCACCUCCCCCGACAUCGACACGCGCUCUCUUCACUCUGAAACGAGCAACAGUGUCCACCAGGAUACAUACAACAGUGUCAAAUCAGCGACGAACGGUAUGGACUCCGUAGUAUCACCUCCGAUUGUCACCUCCAGUGGACUCGCACUACCACCGAAUUAUUACCGGCCCACGACGCCAGGCAUGAUGCUGUACCCCCCUACAGCCCAAUAUAUGAUGGUCCCUCCCGGCACCAUGCACCACUCUGGAAGUAUACCCAGCGCUGGAAUGCACCAAAUGCCAGGCCAUCACCACCAGAUACCCCCCAACUAUUUGAUGAUGCAAUCCGGCCACAUCCCCCACAGUAGCAUUUAUACAAAUGGACACAUCGCAGCAGGAUGGGGCCAUGGAGCCCCCAUGGUCAGAUCCCAACACGAUAUGAAUAAUAUCAGUAGUAUGAGGAUGCCCGUCACGGCGGCGCAUCACCUGCCCUACAUGGCCGCUAGUCAGAAUCAGCGGGUGGAAAUGGACUUGAGAACUGUACGGGGAGACCAAGACACGCCGCCACCAGGCUUCAGGAACGAUAUGAUGAGUGCGGCUCCGUUAGACUGUCGGUCGGAUACGUAGACUGCUCAGUUUUUAUCGCCUCCACAACUCGAUUUUUUAUUUUGUCUUAGGUUAAGAAAUUGUUUGUAAAAUAAAAUUAAAAAUGAUAGUAUGAGGUAAAACGUCGCCAAAAUGGUCUAAUACAUUUAUGCAUAUAUUUAUUAUACUUUCAAAAGUUUGGUCAUCGGUUAUGUACAUGGUGGUUAACUGUUUGGUUUUUAAGAAUGGUGUAUGAAUUUGAUUGUAACUCUUGAUUUUUCAAGUGCAUAUUUUGCGAAUAGAUGGUUGCCGUUUUUAAUAUAGAAUUUUAAUACGUAUUUUCAGCGGUCUUAGAGAGGCCGCCGGGAAAGUCUGAUCGGACGUUUUGUAUUUCAUCUUAGUUCUAGUUUGCACGCCUAAUUUUUAAGUUUAUAUUUAAUUCAAGAUAAAGAUCCUCAAAUCUGCCACAUUUGAGCCCCUCUAAACGAAUUGUAAUAAUAUUAUACAUGCCGAGCUUAAAGCAUUAUGACUUUAAAAUAAUCACGUCAGAAGUGUCUGGUGAGCCGAAGUGGCAGAUUGAGAGAGAUAGGGAAGAACUUGAACUGUUUUCAUUCGCAAAACUAGGUAUUGAGGUAUCAACAUGUCCGUGUUGAGAAUCAUUUAGCACUUUCAAUUGUGGAGAAGCGUGACUUAAAGAGUGGCGCAUGCACUGGGAUGCACUCUAUAUGUACUGGGAUGCGCUGAUGCACUUCAAUAUCUGAAAGAUGCAACUCAUCACAACACCCCCAAACAUUUUCCAAUCAUCGUCCGAGUAGAAAGUGAGCUAGUGCAUGCCCUGCUCCAAAUUGCUUUUCUUGUUGAGAUUUUCGGCUCCGUUCACCCGUGUGUAUGUUUAGAAUAAAGAUAUUGUAUAUAAUGUAUGUAACGUUUGCCCUGAUAUACAUACUAUGGAGAGUCUAGAAAAGCAAGAAAAACGAUAUUUUUCUGGUCCAGAAACAAGAGGAAAACUAUCAUUUUUGUAUUUUGAAAUUUUUGGGUGAUUGUAUAAGAUCUUCACAGUGAAAAUGUGCAAUUUUAGGUCUGCAAAACGUUUUUUAAAGAUCUGUUUGCGUUGUCUUUCUACCUGAAUUCCACACUGCCCCAGAUGUUAUUCCUAAAAACAGUGCUUAAAUCUAAGUUCAUCUCAAAAUAUUAAGGGAUUCCAGGAUUUAUUUAACUAUAAGUCGCUAAUUCGGGACGGCAGACAUCGAUGUUAAAUAACAAAAAAAAAACUUUGAGAGAUAUAGUUUCCGAUUGUUCACGAUAUCUAUAUUUUUCUUUUCCAAAAUAAACAGUCUUCUUCGUUCAAUAAUC
Bolinopsis microptera is the source of this 3496-nucleotide messenger RNA. RefSeq names its product serine/threonine-protein kinase WNK3-like. Lineage: Eukaryota; Metazoa; Ctenophora; Tentaculata; Lobata; Bolinopsidae. Gene Ontology annotation, cellular component: cytoplasm. Gene Ontology annotation, molecular function: ATP binding; protein serine/threonine kinase activity. The transcript is spliced from 13 exons. Bases 32 to 2185 code for a protein of 717 amino acids. Gene Ontology annotation, biological process: protein phosphorylation; intracellular signal transduction. The record is from RefSeq and is a predicted model, not a curated record.